Molecule: messenger RNA, 1187 nt
Organism: Gigantopelta aegis
Lineage: Eukaryota; Metazoa; Mollusca; Gastropoda; Neomphalida; Peltospiridae
Product: LIM/homeobox protein Awh-like
Exons: 5
Coding region: 1-846 (281 amino acids)
Biological process (GO): regulation of transcription by RNA polymerase II; neuron differentiation
Cellular component (GO): nucleus
Molecular function (GO): RNA polymerase II transcription regulatory region sequence-specific DNA binding; DNA-binding transcription factor activity, RNA polymerase II-specific
Source: RefSeq, a predicted model, not a curated record
AUGUCGGAGUUGUCGAUAGAAAUGAUGUCGUCUGACCUCGAAGAGGACUGUUUUUCUCCACAUUCUCCAGAAAAGUCUUUACACUAUAAUCUCGUAGUAAAGAAUGAAGGUGAACUUUGUUUCGGGUGUGGUGACAUCAUCAUGGACCGGUUUCUGUUGCGCGUGAACAGUCGGUCGUGGCACGUGCAGUGUUUGCGGUGCAGUGUGUGUCACGCGGGCCUCGAGAGACAGUCGUCGUGUUUCAUCAGGGAUGACAACAUCUACUGUAAAGUAGACUACGCUAGAGAAUUCGGAGCAAAAUGUGCAAAAUGUCUUCGUCACAUUCAGCCCAACGACUGGGUGAGGCGCGCGCGGGAGAGCGUGUACCAUCUGGCCUGUUUUGCGUGUGAUUCCUGCAAGAGACAGCUCUCCACGGGGGAGGAAUUCUCGCUACACGACAGCCGGGUCUUGUGUAAGACGCACUACAUCGAGAUACUGGAAGGAGGGCCUAGUCCAGACUCGGACUCGAGCCAGAAGUCGAAAACGAAGCGAGUUCGCACGACGUUUACCGAAGACCAGGUGCAGGUGCUGCAGGCAAACUUUGUGCUGGACAGUAACCCGGAUGGACAGGACCUGGAGAGGAUAGCCCAGAUCACCGGCCUCAGCAAGCGCGUGACGCAGGUGUGGUUCCAGAACUCGCGUGCCCGCCAAAAGAAGUACCAGCAGCAGCAGCAACAGAAGAACACGAGCGGGUCCUCGGGGACUCCCAGCCCGAGAGACUGUCUCACCAUUAUCACCUGCCACAGUCCUCAGUGGUCCAGCGGUGAAGAGUGUGGGUCAAACAGUGGACUCUCGUUCAUGGACUAACGCAUUCUAGUGCCAUCAACUCCAGACUAUAAAGUGCACAAGCCGUACGGUGAUAUAUUGCGGACUAUUUCUAUUGGUGUAAUGUCGUCACAGAUUAUUGCGCGGACUUGCAAUGGAACACAGUGCAAUUGCUGUAAAACGGCGUUCUCUAGUACGCAAACGUGUAUAUAACAUGACAUUAUUUAUUUUUGUACAUUAUUGUGUAUAUAUCAAUUGUAUAUAUGUGUAUAUGCUAUUUAUUGUUAACCUGGUGACUAUGUGGUUGCCAAUUGUACAGUUUUAAGUUUAUUGUAUAUAUACAUGUAUUCACAUGUAACUAUAAUAUUGUGAUUGUGUGGCGA